Molecule: messenger RNA, 3619 nt
Organism: Phyllotreta striolata
Lineage: Eukaryota; Metazoa; Arthropoda; Insecta; Coleoptera; Chrysomelidae
Source: the annotation of a GenBank genome assembly
GUAAUUGGCAUUGAAUUGUAAAAAGAUUAUCGUAUAUUUAAUAAUGAUUCAUUUGAAAGGUGCAGUUCAUAAGCUAGGUAAAUAGGUCAAUUUGUUACUUACAGUUCACAUUCUUCGUGCCAUUCAACUUGUUGUGCAGAUUUUUCUUUCACCGAUGUUUGAUAUUUCGUUUUUCCCAGGGCAAUAGUUACGAAGCAGUCGUACAACUUUCAAAUCAACAUUCAAUAUUUACCAGUCACUUGAACAUGGGUGGGCAUCCACAUCUUUGUCUCCUUACUAAUAAAUAAUUUAGAGAGAAUAUCCUACUUAAAUUAGUACUAUUUAAUGGCGAAAGAAUGUUGCAAAUUGCAAAGAUUUACCUAGCACACUCAGACGAGAUAACAAGUCAACAAGUAGAAAAUACGCAACCACAAACACUGAUUUGAAUAUAAUUUAAAAUUUUACUAAUUUACAACCAAUAUAAAUAUAAAAAACUACUUAAAACUAUUAUAUCUUUAAUCUGACACAUUUCUGUUUUCAAAUAACUGUGAUUAUUGUUAACGCAAUGACACUUCCUCGAAUUUAUCUAGCUUUGUUCGUUUAUUCAACUCUACUGUACUUCAGAGUAACACUCGCACAUGACACAUGACAAAUCAAAAAUCUCCAUAGCAUUUUUUAAAUGCAAAUAAAUAUUAAAUAGCAAAGUAGCUGACAAAUAAACUACCUCAAAUUCCGAAUAGUCAUUCUUUUCGCAUAAUUAUAAAUAAAAUAUGUUCCAAAAUAAAUCGGUUGCGUACGCACUACCACUCGCUGUCAAUGUCAACACUGUCACUGUCACUUUCGUCUGUCAUAACAAAAAAUUUAUAUCAAUUGGACCUUUUCCGAAAAGUACCAAGUGGAAACUUUAUAGAAAAUGCCUAAAAAAUUCGCAACGGAAAAUACAAAAGCGGUCGCGGCAAGGGACCGAAAGAAGCAGGCCAAAGAUGACGCAGCUGUUAAGAAACAAAAAGAAGUAGAGGAUGCGUAUUGGAAAGACGACGACAAGCAAGUGCAAAAGAAACAACAACGAAAGGAGGCUGAGGAGAAGAAGAAGCAAGAGGCGCUUCUACGUAAGGCAGAAGCGAAAGCCCUGCUGGAGAGAGAAAUGAGCGAAGCCUCCAAGAAAGCAGCAAAAUCAGCGCCACCUCCGAAAAUUACGAGAGCUCAAAUUAGCACUAAAACAACUCAAUCGGCCAAGCCUGAUAAAGAGGAGAAGAAAAUUGAAACUCAUUUGGAUGCUCCGUUAGUAGAAAACAUCAAUAGGCUACAAAUUGAAGGAGAGGAAGCUAGGACAGUAGAUGAAGCUCUCGUUAUAUUGGGUAAUAAGGAUGAUGCAGAUAAGCACCCUGAGAAGAGAAUGAAAGCUGCUUACACUGCCUAUGAAGAAAGAAGGCUUAAAGAACUCAAAGAGGAAAAUCCAAGUCUUAGAUUAUCUCAAUUGAAGCAAAUGAUUUUCAAAGAAUGGCAAAAAUCGCCGGAGAAUCCACUUAACCAGCAAUAACAGAUUUUUACUCGUUAUACACUUCUAACUUGUUAUAGAACUUGCCUCAGAUAAAUUUAAAAUUUACUGACCAUUUGUAAAAUCACGAAUGUUGUAUUGUUCUUGAAUUUUUUUAUAAAUAUUUAUUGAUAUCAUGAAGUUGUGACUGAGAAACAAAGAGUGAUUAGUAAAAACGAUACAUUAUUCUGUAUGUUUUAUUAAGAACUGAUAUGAACAUCAAAGUAGAAUAAUUUAUGGUCAUAUUGGCUCAAUAUACUGUAUAUUUCGCGAUUAAGGCUAUUUAAAUGAAAAUAAUGCGAAUAGUAUUAAAUUUUUAAUCACAUAGAAAUAUAUAUAAACGCACAAAACAUUAUUAUAAUACAAUUGUAUGUGUGUAUAUAUAUACGCAAUAUACAAGUAUAAAAUGUACGAUACUUAGAAAUUACAAAAAAUGAAAAAUAUGUUCGUCAACUUUUUAUUUAUAUUUUUUUCCUCAGGUACUAAAUAAAAUAUGAAUUGAUAAUUAGUGGUAAUAUUGCAUCAGUAUUGCAUACAAGACGGCUGUAUAUAAAAUACGAUUAUUUAGUAAACGACCAAUUUAAAAAUAUCUUAUUUGCAUCGUGAAUUGGCACAUAUUAUGGACAGAACGAGGACAACCCUCAAAAACGCCGAAAAAAUUAUUAGUAUCUGAUACGUUAAAUGGAAGUAUAAUAUUGGACAAAUUCCUUAAAACCUACGUUAUUACUUUAAAGCGUACUCGCCUGAGCAUCCUGUCAUUAUUUUCUAUAAAUCAUCGUCACCUAUACAUUCGAACGCGUGAUUUUCGAUGAACUCCCGCCCGUUUUUAAACGACACGCUGGAGAAUUUUUCUUGCAAUUUCUUUAUCGAAAACGACUCUUGAUAUUUCGGUUCCGGGACGUCGUCCACCUGAAAAUAAAAUCGAUUUAUAACAAUCUGCAGGGUCAUCGAUCACUGAUAAAGCCUGUCUAUUUUCUGACCUCGUUAUCUAUAUUUACAUUCUCAAUGGAUAUUCUAUGGCUGGAACCAUCUCGUUUCAUAUAAGACCAAUUAUUGCCUUUUACAUUAGGCGUCGUCCGUCUCUUGAUAUCGUUUUUCUUCAUGAGCAAUUCAUCGACGAGAGAUUGCAGGCAAACAGACAUCAGUAUUGCUUGUUCACUUGAUAUGGUUAUCCACUGUAAUUUAUCUUUCGACAUUAGAUAUUCGAAAGAUAAUUCUAAUGUUGAGCUCGAAUUCGAUCGGCUGUUAGCCGGCAUCUCUUGUUUAUUCUGAAAAAAAAAACAAACACGAAGAUUACAUUAAUGUUACGAUAAGGUCAUUUCGAAGCUUACGUGAGUGGCUGUGAUUCUCCAACAUCUCAUUCUAGUCACUUUAAAGCUACCUUCUUUGACGAAUUGACCGCUGCCGAUAAUUCUCAUGCUCAGCUCCUGAUCCCCGAUGGCAAUCAGGACUUUCGUUUGGGACUUGGGGUAAUCACAGUAACACGGCAAGAAUUGUAAAAAUCCGUAAUACUUCAGUUUUUGAGCGAAUUCAAUGUAUUCUUUCUUGGCCAAAGUCACUUGCAAAGCCGUCAGCUUAGAUUUGGCAUCUUUGUUGGCUAACACCCAGCCUUUUUCGAUUUCUGUUACGGCUUGUAUGUACAAUAAAUUUAGCGAUACUGGAUCGUUCAUUAGUUCAAAGUCGUAAGCCGAAUCCCAAUAACUGCAAACAAUAAUUCUAGUAACUGGAUAAAUGCGUUAUUCAAUGAAUAUACCUCUUUCUCAAUAAAAUUUUGUUGGCAUCCUUCAGAGAUUUGUGAGACAUAUAAGGCGACUCGAAAUCCAAUAAUUUCCGUAAAAUAAUUAUUUCUCCACUAUUAUCUUUUUUAACUAGGUACAAAGAGAAAUAUUGCAAAUAUUCUAAUGGUAAGUUGAUAUAUUUGAAGGCUUUUGCAAGUACCUGUUCAGUCCUAUCAUAGGUCGAUACCCAUACGGGUAUUUGAUAAUUGUUCAUAGUGUAAAUGUCUAAUGUUAUGUCUUGUUUUUUCUCACAUGUUGUCUCUUGCUGUGCCGAGAGUAGGAAACCUACUAUUAACUCGGAUGACACAAGUUUCAAAUCCUGACC